GCGACUGAGCGGUGGAUGAGGGAGAUUAUCCUCCUUCACGGCGACUCAGUGUUAACGCGGAUCCAAACAGGCAGGAGGAGGACCGGGACAGAACAUGGGAAACACCGACACUAAACUUCACUUCAGGAAGGCGGUGAUCCAGCUCACGACCAAAACACAGCCUGUUGAAGCCUCAGACGAUCUGUUCUGGGACCAGUUCUGGGUCGACGCCUCCACCACCGCCCAGGAUGUCUUCGCUCUGGUGCCGGCGGCCGAGAUAAGAGCCGUCAGAGAGGAGUCUCCGUCCAACCUGGCAACCCUCUGCUACAAGGCGGUGGAGAGGUUGGUCCAGGGAUCCGACUCAGGCUGCCCCUCAGAGAGAGAGCGUCAGAUCGUCCUGAACUGCACCCGCCUCCUCACCCGCAUCCUGCCCUACAUCUUUGAGGACGCCGACUGGAGAGGCUUCUUCUGGUCCACCGUGCCCGGAGCCGGCAGAGCGGGGCGUCUGGAUGAAGAUGGCGGUGAUGAUGAAGCUCGGCCGCUGGCUGAAUCCCUGCUGCUGGCCGUCGCCGACCUGCUCUUCUGUCCAGAUUUCACCGUCCAGAGCCACAAGAAGAGCAGCGCGGACACAGCGGAGGCCGUUCGCUCCAUAGACAGCUGUGAGUACAUCUGGGAGGCCGGGGUGGGUUUCGCUCAGUCACCUCCUCUGAACUACAUCCAUGACGUCAACAGGACAGAGCUGCUGAAGUUACUCCUCACCUGUUUCUCUGAAGCCAUGUAUCUUCCUCCCUCAUCUGAAAGUAAAAACCUCAAUCCCUGGGUGGCUUUCUUCUGCUCCACGGACAACAGACAUGCCCUUCCUCUGUUCACCUCCCUGCUCAACGUGGUGUGUGCCUACGACCCCGUGGGCUACGGCAUCCCGUACAACCACCUGCUGUUCUCCGACUACCGGGAGCAGCUGGUGGAGCAGGCGGUGCAGAUCCUUAUCGUCACCCUGGAGCACGAAGCUGGGUCGGCCACCAGAGCCGCCCUCCAGGCCCUGGACCCCACCACAUCCCCCGUAGCUGAGGAGGAGCAGGAGCCUAUUGGACCUGAUAACCUCUUUGUGAAUUAUCUCUCCAGGAUCCACAGAGAAGAGGACUUAAGCUUCAUCCUGAAAGGCCUGGCUCGACUGCUGAACAAUCCUCUGGUCCAGACCUACCUGCCUCGAUCCAACAAGAAGAUCCAGUUCCACCAGGAGCUGCUGAUCCUCUUCUGGAAAUUCUGUGACUUCAACAAGAAAUUCCUCUUCUUUGUACUGAAAAGCAGCGAUGUGUUGGACAUGCUGGUUCCCAUCCUCUUCUACCUGAACGAUGCCAGAGCCGAUCAGUCUCGUGUGGGCCUCAUACACAUCGGCGUGUUCAUCCUCCUGCUGUUAAGUGGAGAGAGGAACUUUGGCGUUCGUCUGAACAAGCCGUACACUCUCCGUGUUCCCAUGGACAUCCCUGUUUUCACAGGAACCCACGCCGACCUCCUCAUUGUGAUUUUCCACAAAAUCAUCACCAGUGGACACCAGCGUCUCCAGCCUCUCUUUGACUGCCUGCUCACAGUAAUAGUUAACAUUUCACCUUAUCUGAAGAGUCUGUCCAUGGUGGCCGCCAACAAGCUGCUCCACCUCCUGGAGGCCUUCUCCACGCCCUGGUUCCUUUUCUCAUCCCCCCACAACCACCACCUGGUCUUCUUUCUGCUGGAGGUCUUCAACAACAUCAUACAGUAUCAGUUUGAUGGCAACUGCAACCUGGUGUACGCCAUCAUCCGUAAGCGAAACAUUUUCCACCAGCUGGCCAAUCUGCUGUCUGACACAGUGUCUAUCCAGAGGGCCCUGCAGAGGAAGAAGAAGGCCGGGAUUUCAAGGACUAACUCGACAGAGAACGAGUCCAUGGAGGGCUCCAGACCAGCUGUACCUGCUGAGCCUGGCACCCUCAAAGCCAGCUUAGAGGCCACCCCAGGGAUAGAUAAGAUAACAGAGAAGUCCCAGGUGAGCGAGGAUGGUACCAUGGUCACUGUCCCAAACUCAGACUCUCCACAGGCCAGACAACAGACAACAGACAACAGUGCUGCAGCUGGAGCCAGCGACACAGAGUCCAACUCCGAGAGAGACCACAAGGUUGGCCACACAGAGUCAGAAGCAGCGAGGAGUCGGUUGUCAAGUGUGUCGUCAACAGUGACCUGGAGCGCUAAUCCAGACUGGGUGUUGUCAUGGAAGGCAAAGCUUCCUCUACAGACCAUCAUGCGGCUGCUACAAGUCCUGGUCCCUCAGGUGGAGAAGAUUUGCAUCGACAAGGGUUUGACGGACGAGUCAGAAAUCCUCAAGUUCCUUCAGCAUGGGACGCUCGUCGGCCUCCUCCCCAUCCCCCACCCUAUACUCAUCAGAAAGUACCAGGCCAACGCCGGCACGGCCAUGUGGUUCCGCACAUACAUGUGGGGGGUCAUCUAUUUACGUAAUGUGGAUCCUCCAAUCUGGUACGACACGGACAUAAGGCUGUUUGAGAUCCAGAGGAUUUAGAGGAGCUGCUGAAGAUGUCCGGUCGACUCAGGGAUCCUGAAGUCAACAACACGAACGUCUGCCAGUUUACCUUCCACACACCUCAGCUCUGAUCAGAGGAGCAUUUAUUUAAAGACAACAAGCAGACACAAUCUUCAUUUUUGUCAUUUCUUUAGACAAAGUUUAGGAGAAUGUGUCAGUAAGUUACUGCAUGUUCUGCGGAGCCUGUAUCAAGAGCAGAUGCCGUUAAAUUGAUGCCAAAUGUAAUCAUGAGACGUGAUUUAUUGAAUAUUUAAUUAUUCACUUUGCCAAAAAGAUAGUUUGUGGAGGUUUUGCACGUAGGUUUGUGUUGUGUUUUUGACAUGUUCAGAACACACAGAACACUUUCCGUUUAUCUUUAAAACUCUUUGCCACAUGUGAACUACUGGAAACUGUAGACUGAAGGACGCUGAAGCCUUUCACAUUGUGCUGAAAGAAACUACACAUGGUCUUAAUUGAGACUGAAACUCAGUGCGGUGGAGGACCACUGACUUUUCUCUCACGUCCUGACAGACAAAAUGUUUUCUGUUGCUGAAACAACAAGAAACCCGCUUACAGAUGUGAAUAUUAUAUUGAAUCCUGUCAAAAUAAAAAACUGAUCAGUUUGA
This is a messenger RNA of Seriola aureovittata, 3150 nucleotides long. It is a transcript of the gene hid1b, whose product is annotated as HID1 domain containing b. Gene Ontology annotation, cellular component: membrane; Golgi medial cisterna; Golgi trans cisterna. Lineage: Eukaryota; Metazoa; Chordata; Actinopteri; Carangiformes; Carangidae. The coding region runs from base 95 to 2524 and encodes 809 amino acids. The transcript has 19 exons. The record is from RefSeq and is a predicted model, not a curated record.